UCUGGACCUCUGAGGAGCCCAAACUUUCCAGUAGCACCAUCGGCAGCUGCUGCACCAGGGUUACCGGCACAGAACAAAGAACUCUCUUCCUCAGACUAUCUUUGCUGCUGAGCAAAACAUUCAGUGCAUUUCUCUCUGUCUUUUUUUUUUAUCUGCUUUUUUCGGUGCACCUCUUUUUGCAUUUCCAGUCCAAGGGCCCUCUGGUGUGAGAAAAACAAAAAAAAAACAAAGACAAGAAAAUGAUCAGUCUGCUAUGCAGCGCAUUACUUUCCCUCAGCCUGGCCAGCAGUGUGUACGGUGAUGUAGCCAACAGCACUGCUCAUCCAAUCACAGAGAGUGGACCUCCGCCGGACAUGGGCACUGGGGUGAGGGUGCUCGCCGCCCCCGGCGGCAACGUCACUCUGCCUUGCCAGCUCCACCGGAUGCUUGGCAUGGCCUUCGGCAGCACGGGCAUGAGGGUGAAGUGGACCAAGCUGUCGGACGACGAGAGCACGGAGGAGGACGUGCUGGUGUCCAUGGGCUUCCACAAGAAGAGCUACGGGAGCUACAACGGACGCAUCCGCCUGCAGGAGGCCGACCAGGACGACGCCUCGCUGGUCAUCGAAAACGUCGCCCGCGACGACAUGGGGAAAUACCGCUGCGAGGUCAUCGACGGCAUGGACGACACCGUUCAGGAUGUGACUUUGGAGGUGACGGGCCAAAGCAAUGGUGUGGUGUUCCCCUACUCUCCUCGCCUGGGCCGCUACAACCUCAACUUCCAUGACGCCGAGCAGGCCUGUCAGGGACAGGAUGCCGUGGUGGCCAACUUCGACCAGCUCUACGAGGCCUGGAGGAGCGGUCUGGACUGGUGCAACGCCGGCUGGCUGAACGACGGCUCCGUCCAGUACCCCAUCACCAACCCCAGAGAACCCUGCGGAGGCACCAACUCUGGGGCGGGCCUCAGGAACUACGGCCAGCGCGACAAGUCCAACAGCCGCUACGACGUCUUCUGUUUCACCUCAGCUCUCAACGGUUAUUUCUAUUGGUUGGUCCAACCCUUGAGGCUGUCCUUUGAUGAGGCCGUGCAGGCCUGCCAGGACGACGGCGCCGAGAUCGCCAAAGUGGGUCACAUGUUCGCCGCGUGGAAGCUGCACGGCUACGACCGCUGCGACUCCGGCUGGCUCGCCGACGGAAGCGUCCGCUACCCCAUCUCCAGACCCCGGAAGAACUGCAGUCCCACGGAGGCCGCCGUGCGCUUCGUGGGCUUCCCCGACAAGAAGCAGAAGCUCUACGGCGUGUACUGCUUCAAACACCAGCAGUGAGGGCGAGAGGCUCAGCAUCAGGCCGACGCAACCACCAAAGAGAAACAACAGUAAACAACAACAGCAAUAAAAGACAGCUACAUGUCAGGACUUAACUCGCAUGAACUAAGCAUGAGCUCAUUACCUUACCAAAACUGUGAUAACCUUUUUUUUUUGUUUUUAUUCUUACAAAAGAAUGAAUACUGUAAAAGCUAAUUUUCAUACUGCAACGAUCCUCGUAUAUUUUGUAGCUUUUCACCAUUCUCUGUAAUAGUCUAUCAAUGUUACACACAGUCCAUACAAAACACUGCACUUUGGUCCAACUUUGUGACAGAGACAGAAACGGGAUGAUUGUGAAACAGCAUCCGAGUUUGGUUUGUCUUCCAUAUAUAGAUUUGUGAAAGGGAGAACAUAUCUAGAGCAGGUGUCCUCCUGUGCAUAAGCUAAUAGAUAACAUUUGAAGUAAAAAAAAUAAAUAAAAAAAGGCAGUAACAUGCCAUUAUUCAAAUAAGACUAACACUUACACAGUUAAGUAAACACAACACUCUCAUAUUGUGUCUUUCACAAAGCAGUGUCAAAUAGGCUGGCAAUGCUGCACAUAAAAAUACAAAUAACUGGGUAAAGGUGUGUUCAACAUGAAGUUUUGGAAAGUUAAGAAAAGUUAUUUCUCCUCUCCCCUCUGGAUGUCACUUUUUGCCAGUUGUUUCUUCAUAUGGAUUUUACGACUUAAAACCCUCUGUUCCCCCACUACUCAAAACCCUGAAGGGUCCUGUUCCACAGCAUGAGCUGGGAUUCAAAUCUCUCCAAGUUUCUGUUCAGAGGUGAAAUGAAUGUUUGUUUCCAGGACUGUUAUCGGAUGAGGGGAUAAUCAGGUUUCACACAUCAUUUAACAAAUGUAACCCUUAGCGUUGCUUUUUUUUAACAAACAGUUUGUAUUUUCUAAUGUGUGUAUAUGUCAUUUUUUUCUCCUUUGUCUCGUUUGUCAUGGCAUAUUGUAUUUUUACUCUUUUUUAAUGUCUGUGUUACUAUUUCUCUUGACGAUACCAUAUCAUCCCUCACAUUAGCUUGUAUGUACAGUGUGUGAUAAAUUACGGUCUCAGAUAUACAUUUUUGGUUAUGUUUUUCAUGUCGCACAUACUCAUUCUCCUCAAACCCGACAUCAUCCCCAGACUCGCAUCCACAGCCAAGAGUAUAUUACGAUUGCAUCAGAAUUCAAUUUCAUCCUUGCUCGCCGUGAGGUAAUCGGACAUUUGCAAUUGGCAGCGGUAGCAGCCGUAUGUGUGUCACACUGCAAUGGCAGCCAACUUAAGAUCAACACCGAUCCAAACUCCUGCUCACGCCGAGUACAGUCAAUCCCACAAAGUUGCUUAGGUUACGAGGAGUCGCAAACACAAGGCACACAACGCCCUCACAGACACACAGUAAUGGUUUCAAGAUGACCAUUUUGUUGGUGACCCAACACAAUUUGGGGUAUCCUUCAAAGCACCUUUGAAGGACUCUAAAAAAGGGAAACUCAACUCAGAUUCUGUUCAGUCUUUGGUAUGAUUUUACUUCAUGUAACAAUUCAUUAAAUGUGGGGCUUGUCAUAGGCAUCCAUUCAGCAGAACAGAAUAAACCUUAGGAGGGGAUUUCACACGACCAAAUGUUCUAAUGAUUCGGAUCCUUAGGGGCCCAAUUUCUGAACUAGGGAUCAAUGGGCAGUAGCUAGUGGGAGCUUGAAGCUCAAAGUAACUGUGAGAAAGAUUGUAGAAAUUCAACUGGAACAGCUUCUCUGCAUCUCAAUUGUGCUAGAUCACUAGGGAGUAACCAACUAAGAAAGCCAGUACCGCCAGCCAACAAUGAUCUAUGCAGUGUAUAAUAUAACUGAAGAACUGAAUGUGUUUGUCUUGCUUUUCCUUUUUUUGGUUUGCAUUCAGCCCUCUCUCUCUCUUUGUCACGUCUGGUAACUACAGUAUAGUGUAAAGGUUGCUUGCAGCUGAACUGGUCGAAUCUGGUUUCACGGAAACGAAAAGUAAACUAAUAAACAUUGCAGAGUUGCCCCAUCUUUGCCGUCUCUUCAUGCCACAACACUUGUUGGCGGUGUUCUUUUUUUGAGGGGGUAUCCUAAUUUCAUGUACCUUUUCGAACAAAAGACCAAACACAAAAUAAAAGUUGUUUAAAUAAAAA
This is a messenger RNA of Hypomesus transpacificus, 3446 nucleotides long. It is a transcript of the gene hapln1a, whose product is annotated as hyaluronan and proteoglycan link protein 1a. The record is from RefSeq and is a predicted model, not a curated record. The coding region runs from base 240 to 1301 and encodes 353 amino acids. Gene Ontology annotation, molecular function: hyaluronic acid binding. NCBI's taxonomy places the organism in Eukaryota, Metazoa, Chordata, Actinopteri, Osmeriformes, Osmeridae. Gene Ontology annotation, biological process: cell adhesion. The transcript is spliced from 4 exons.